CCAGGUCGCUAGCCCUUGAACCCGCCUCGCCGAUGAUGAAUGGGACGGCCAACGUGAACCCGCCUGGCCGAAGCCACUAUGCCUCCGCCAUUCCAGUGCCUCGCACCAUGUCCCAGAGCAAGCUGCAUGCCAUGGCAGCAUCACCCAGGCUACCCUUACAGCAGAGCAGCCUGGGCACUGCCCCCUCCCCACGGGCUUCGCCACCAUGGCCAGGAAAGGCACCAACCAACAUUACCACCCCAGCCUCCAAAGGCCCUAAGCAGAAGAGUGCUGCCAAAGCCCCCAUGAGCACUGGGGCUGGCCCUGACAAGGCAGAGCCACCCGAGUCCAAAGGGCCAGAUGCUGAGUCUGGCCUCAGCCAGGUCACGUCACCCUCAAGCAGCAGCUCCCCAGGGGUGCAGAAGGUGACACUGAGAGCCUCUGGGGUGCCUAGGAAGUUGCAAGUGCAAGGAACAGAGAGAGACAAGGACAGCUCAAAGGCUGGGGAGGUGCCUAGCAGCCACAGCACCAAGAAGGGCUUGGGGAGACCCAGUGGCCCUGCUGAACUGCCCAAGACACCUCAGCUGCAAGGGAAGAGCCCCUCCCGCUUCAGCCUGCACAGUGAGAGUGGGCUGCCUGGGCCCCAGGACACACUCAGUGCUAAGAGGCCGCAGAGCUGCCCCCUGAAGGGCCAGUGGGCAUCAGAAGUGACCUGGAAAGGCAGUGGGGUGCCCAAGCCCUGUGCAAGGGAGGACAGGCCCCCGGUGAGCUCCUUGGACACCAGCAGCUUGGCACCGAAUAAAGGGCCAGCAUUACACUCUGGGGCCAUCAGCUUCUCCACAGCCCCACAGCAGAGUCACCCUGUCACCGCCACUGUGGCGCCCUUCCACUACCGGCUGCAGGGGGACAGGGAAAGAAGUGAGCCCUCCCCAGAGGAGCACCCACAGACCAGCCCUGCAGAGGGGCCUGAACCCCACUUCCGAGGCUUGAACCCUGAGUCCCAGAGGAAGAGAACGGUGCAGAAUGUGCUGGACCUUCGGCAGAACCUGGAGGAAACCAUGUCCAGCCUGAGAGGCUCCCAGGUGUCUCACAGCUCCCUGGAGAUGACCUGCUAUGACAGCGAUGAGGCGAACGCCAGGAGUGUGUCCAGCCUGUCCAACCGCUCCUCCCCACUGUCCUGGCGCUAUGGGCAAUCCAGCCCUCGCCUGCAGGCUGGAGAUGCUCCCUCUGUGGGUGGGAGCUGCCGCUCAGAGGGCACCCCCAGUUGGUACAUGCAUGGGGAGCGUGCACACUACUCCCACACCAUGCCCAUGCGCAGCCCCAGUAAGCUGAGCCACAUCUCCCGGCUGGAGCUUGUCGAAUCACUGGAUGCUGAUGACGUGGAUCUGAAGUCUGGGUACAUGAGCGACAGCGACCUGAUGGGGAAGACCCUGACAGAGGAUGAUGACAUCACCACAGGCUGGGAUGAGAGCAGCUCCAUCAGCAGCGGCCUCAGCGAUGCCUCUGACAACCUUAGCUCGGAAGAGUUCAAUGCCAGCUCCUCACUCAACUCCCUCCCGUCCACCCCCACAGGGUCCCGGAGGAACUCUGCCAUAGCGCUGCGCACGGACUCAGAGAAGCGGUCACUGGCAGAGAGCGGGCUGGGCUGGUACGGUGACACCGACGACAAGGGCCACAAGAAGCUAGACUACGAUAGCGGGAGCCUCAAGAUGGAGCACGGAUCCUCCAAGUGGCGGCGGGAGCGCUCGGAGAGCUGCGACGAGGUCCCAGCCAAGGGGGGCGAGCUGAAGAAGCCUGUCAGCUUGGGCCCACCAGGGUCCCUGAAAAAGGGCAAGACUCCCCCAGUGGCAGUGACCUCCCCCAUCACCCACACGGCUCAGAGCACUCUCAAAGUGGCAGGCAAACCUGAGGGCAAAGCCACGGACAAGAGCAAGCUGUCUGUGAAGAACACGGGCCUGCAGCGCUCUUCCUCUGAUGCCGGUCGGGACCGCAUUGGAGAUGCCAAGAAGCCUCCCUCAGGUCUUACCCGCCCCUCCACCGCUGGCUCCUUCGGCUACAAGAAGCCGGCUCCCACCACCGGCACUGCUACAGUGAUGCAGGCUGGGGGCUCAGCCACACUCGGGAAGAUCCAGAAGAGCUCUGGCAUCCCUGUCAAGCCAGUCAAUGGGAGGAAAACCAGCCUGGAUGUCUCCAAUGCUGGCGAGCCUGGCUUCCUGGCGCCUGGGGCCCGCUCCAACAUCCAGUACCGAAGCCUGCCACGGCCAGCCAAGUCCAGCUCCAUGAGCGUGACAGGCGGGCGUGGUGGGAACCGGCCUGUAAGCAGCAGCAUUGACCCCAGCCUCCUCAGCACCAAGCAAGGAGGCAUCUCAGUGUCACGCCUCAAGGAGCCCUCCAAGAUCGGCACAGGCCGGAGCACACCAGCCCCAGUGAACCAGACGGACCGGGAGAAGGAGAAGGCCAAAGCCAAGGCUGUUGCACUGGAUUCAGAGUGUGUCUCCCUGAAGAGUAUUGGCUCCCCUGAGAGCACCCCCAAAGCCCAGGCUGGCCACUCGCCUGCCACCAAGGUGGCUGAGCUGCCACCCACCCCUCUCAGGGCAGCUGCCAAGAGCUACGUGAAACCCCCUUCUCUAGCCAACUUGGACAAGGUCAACUCCAACAGCCUGGACCUUCCCUCCUCCAGUGACGUGCACCAGCCUCAUGCCAGCAAGCUGCAGGACCUGCACCCAGCAGCCGGGCACCUUGCACCCUGCUUCACCCCCAGCCCUGCCCCCAUCCUCAACAUCAACUCGGCCAGCUUCUCCCAGGGCCUGGAGUUCAUGAGUGGCUUUGCCGUCCCCAAGGAGGGAAGGAUGUACCCUAAACUCUCUGGCUUGCACCGCAGCAUGGAGUCCCUGCAGAUGCCAAUGAGCCUGCCCAGUGCCUUCUCCGGGGGCAGCACCACCACCCCUGCCCCAGCCAUGGCUCCACCCACGAGCGCAGAGGAGGAGAGCAGUGAGCUGAGCUGGAGUGGGAGCCCUAGGAUCGCACAUCUGGACAGGUACCAGAUCCCAUCCCAAGAGGAGGCCAAGGAAAGGCGACACUCGCACACCAUCGGAGGGCUCCCGGAAUCGGACAACCAAUCAGACCUGCCCUCUCCUCCCGCCCCCUCCAUUUCGCUGGUCGGGAAAGGCCCUCUCACCAAUAUCGUGAGUCCCACCGCUGCCACCACUCCGCGGAUCACCCGCUCCAACAGCAUCCCCACCCACGACUCCACCUUCGAGCUGUACAGCACCUCCCAAAUGGGCAGCACCCUCUCCCUGGCAGACAGACCCAAGGGGAUGAUCCGCUCGGGCUCCUUCCGGGACCCUGUGGACGAUGUUCAUGGAUCCGUGCUGUCCCUGGCGUCCAGCGCUUCCUCCACUUACUCCUCAGCUGAGGAAAGGAUGCAGUCCGAGCAAAUCCGCAAGCUGCGCCGGGAGCUGGAGUCAUCCCAGGAGAAGGUGGCCACCUUGACAUCCCAGCUGUCAGCCAACGCUAACCUGGUGGCAGCUUUUGAGCAGAGUCUGGUGAACAUGACAUCCCGCCUGCGACAUCUGGCUGAGACUGCGGAGGAGAAGGACACAGAGCUGCUGGACCUGCGAGAGACCAUUGACUUCCUGAAGAAGAAGAACUCGGAGGCCCAAGCUGUAAUCCAGGGAGCUCUGAGUGGGACUGAUGUCACGCCCAAAGAGCUACGCAUCAAGAGGCAGAACUCCUCAGACAGCAUCUCCAGCCUCAACAGCAUCACCAGCCACUCCAGCAUUGGCAGUGGGAAGGACGCUGAUGCCAAGAAGAAGAAGAAGAAGAGCUGGCUAAGGAGCUCAUUCAACAAGGCCUUCAGCAUCAAGAAGGGCCCAAAGUCUGCCUCGUCCUACUCUGACAUUGAGGAGAUAGCCACCCCCGACUCCUCAGCCCCAUCCUCCCCAAAGCUGCAGCAUGGCUCCACAGAGACAGCUUCACCCUCUAUCAAGUCCUCCACUUCGUCAUCUGUGGGCAUCGACACUGCCGAGCUCUUCCAGCCUCACGGGGAGGGGGAGCCAGAGAAGAAGGAGGUGUCGGAGCUGCGCUCUGAGCUGUGGGAGAAGGAGAUGAAGCUGACUGACAUUCGGCUGGAGGCUCUGAACUCUGCGCACCAGCUAGAGCAGCUCCGUGAGACCAUGCACAACAUGCAGCUGGAGGUGGAUCUCCUGAAGGCUGAAAACGACCGGCUCAAGGUGGCUCCAGGGCCCUCAUCGGUGCCAGGCUCCAUCCCAGGACAUGUCACAAGUAUGUCGGCCUCCUCAUCCCCGCAGCGCUCCUUGGGCCUCACCCUCGGUCACUCCUUCAGCCCCAGCUUGACAGAUACAGACCUAUCACCGAUGGACGCUGUCAGCGCCUGCACCCAGAAGGAUGAGAUGACACUGCGCAUUGUGGUGCGGAUGCCACCCCAGCACAUCAUCAAGGGGGACCUGAAACAGCAGGAAUUCUUCCUGGGCUGCAGCAAGGUGAGCGGGAAGGUCGACUGGAAGGUGCUGGAUGAGGCCGUCUGCCAAGUCUUUAAGGAGUACAUCACCAAGAUGGACCCUGCCUCCACCCUGGGGCUCAGCACUGAGUCUGUGCACAGCUACAGCAUCAGCCAUGUGAAGCGGGUCCUGGACAUGGAGCCCCCAGAGCUGCCUCCCUGUCGACGUGGUGUGACCAGCAUUGCUGUGACGCUCAAAGGCCUGAAGGAGAAGUGUGUGGACAGCCUGGUGUUCGAGACACUCAUCCCCAAGCCCAUGAUGCAGCACUACAUCAGCCUCCUGCUCAAGCAUCGGCGCCUCAUUCUCUCGGGGCCCAGUGGCACGGGCAAGACCUACCUGACCAACCGGCUGGCCGAGUACCUAGUGGAGCGCUCGGCUCGGGAGGUCACCGAGGGCAUCGUCAGCACCUUCAACAUGCACCAGCAGUCCUGCAAGGACCUACAGCUGUAUCUCUCCAACCUGGCCAAUCAGAUCGACCGAGAGACAGGGAUUGGGGAUGUGCCACUGGUCAUCCUCCUCGAUGACCUCAGCGAGGCUGGAUCCAUCAGUGAACUAGUGAAUGGGGCACUUACCUGCAAGUACCACAAAUGCCCUUACAUCAUUGGGACAACCAACCAGCCUGUCAAGAUGACCCCAAACCAUGGCCUCCACCUCAGCUUCAGGAUGCUGACUUUCUCAAACAACGUGGAACCAGCCAAUGGCUUUUUGGUGCGUUACUUGCGUCGGAAGCUGCUCGAGUCAGACACAGACAUCAACGCCAACAAGGAGGAGCUGCUGCGUGUGCUGGACUGGGUGCCCAAGCUCUGGUAUCACCUGCAUACGUUCCUGGAGAAGCACAGCACCUCGGACUUCCUCAUUGGCCCCUGCUUCUUCCUGUCCUGCCCCAUUGGGAUUGAAGAUUUCCGGACCUGGUUUAUCGACCUAUGGAAUAACUCUAUCAUCCCCUACCUGCAGGAGGGGGCAAAAGACGGGCUCAAGGUCCAUGGCCAAAAGGCAGCCUGGGAGGACCCUGUGGAGUGGGUCCGGGACACCCUGCCCUGGCCAUCAGCGCAGCAGGACCAGUCGAAGCUGUACCACCUGCCCCCUCCCACCAUCGGGCCCCACAGCACAGUCUCCCCCCCAGAGGAGCGGUCCGUCAAAGACACCACGCCCAGCUCCUUGGACUCUGACCCCUUGAUGGCCAUGCUGCUGAAGCUCCAGGAAGCAGCCAACUACAUCGAGUCUCCAGACCGAGAGACCAUGGUGGAUCCCAACCUGCAGUCGACUCUGUGAGGCCCCUGGGCCGUGCCGGACUGGGAAGGGGAGGGCGUUGCUGUUGGCAGCCACUGCUCCCACGGGGUUGUUUUUCUUUUCCUUUGGUAUCCCUGGAACGUGCAACCCGGGGCUGGACAGCAGAGGGGAAGCAGCACUCGGGGACUUCCCCUUAGGCACUGGGGCAGCUGGGCUCACCCCGGGAGAGCGCAAGGCUCCUGCCUCCCAUCCUGACUCUGGUGGUAGGCAAAUCCUGGUUUCUUUUCUUGGUUUUUCUGUCUCUAUUGCAAACUCCUGGUCUUUGGGGGUGGGGAGGGAAGGAUGCAGUCAGACCAGACCCCCCCAGCGCCAGGCAACCUCUUCUGCAAGAAGGACCCUGCAUGGUGGGACCCCCGCCUGGGGUGGCCCAGGGGCGGGGAGGAGCAUGUGGUUGCAGAACAAGAGAUCUGUUUUUUUAUAAUAAAACAAACAGAAACAGGGUUGGGGGGAGCAAAUCGAAGAACAAAGUCCUGGUGAACGUGUCCGAGUCGCCUGGCAGAGAGACCCAACAGGCAAAGGUGCUGCCACCAGCUCCCAACAUGUCUCCCACCAGCCACCCGGCCCGGUGCAGCACAUGUGAAGGCCUGCAAGGAAGAGGACUCUCUGCUCCGUCUCUGUGCGUCCCAUAUUUAAUCUGCAUGGCCGCCAUUUCAACCAGGACAUCCCAAUAAACCCUGCUUUGGUUCUUUAA
Messenger RNA from Gavialis gangeticus (Gharial), 6480 nucleotides. RefSeq names its product neuron navigator 1 (gene NAV1). Gene Ontology annotation, molecular function: ATP hydrolysis activity. Lineage: Eukaryota; Metazoa; Chordata; Crocodylia; Gavialidae. Gene Ontology annotation, biological process: microtubule bundle formation; neuron migration; neurogenesis. Gene Ontology annotation, cellular component: axon initial segment; microtubule cytoskeleton. The transcript has 29 exons. The record is from RefSeq and is a predicted model, not a curated record. The coding region runs from base 33 to 5771 and encodes 1912 amino acids.